This is a messenger RNA of Anguilla anguilla (European eel), 2113 nucleotides long. RefSeq names its product G kinase anchoring protein 1 (gene gkap1). The transcript has 12 exons. The record is from RefSeq and is a predicted model, not a curated record. Gene Ontology annotation, cellular component: Golgi apparatus. Lineage: Eukaryota; Metazoa; Chordata; Actinopteri; Anguilliformes; Anguillidae. The coding region runs from base 130 to 1227 and encodes 365 amino acids. Gene Ontology annotation, biological process: signal transduction.
CUCUCUCGGUAUCCAUAGUUUUACUGCGACUUUGUUGUUAGUGAAGUGAGGUUCGCCGAAGACGCUAAAUCAGGUUCAUUUUGGUUUAUAAUAUUGCUGUACAUCCAAAUAAACCUGUCAGAUAAAGAAAUGACGUCGGCAGUGAUUUCCGUGACGACUACAGCCUCGCGCUUCGCGCUGCUGCAGGUGGAUUCGGACUCGGACUCCGACUCGGAACCGGGAAAGACCAAGAGCAGCCGGCAGUCGGGGGCGAGGGCGGGCAAAUCGGCGGCCGGUAAAACAAACGCCAACAACGACAAGCGGAAGGAGAAGAGAAAGAAGAAGAAGGAACAGCAACAGAGUGAGGCAAAUGAGUUGAGAAGCCUGGCCUUUAAGAAGCUCCCCCAGAAGGCCUGCCCCCCCCAGACGACAGGGGGACCCCCGCCUGGUGCUGGUGAGCCGGAACUCCCCCAGGAGGGCUGGCAGCAAUGGAAACAGAGAGACGAACAGUUAACCAGCGAGCUGUAUGAGGCAGAUCUGGAGAAGGCCUUGAUACUGAGCCAACUGGACUAUGAGGAGCACAAGCAGGAUUAUGAAAGUGCGGAUGCCACUUCCUCUGCAGCCAAAGGCGGCAGGAAGGACAAGCGGAAGAAUCAGCAGGGCAAGGAGAGGCAGCGAGUCACAGUGUCUCUGAAAGACUUCCAUACGGAGGGCCACAUCGACCAGCUGAACAAGAAACAGGAGAAAGAGGAGCCCAAAACUGUCAGUCCAGCUCUCCAAUACGACCGGUUCUUUAAUAAGCUGGAGGAUGAUGUCAGCAAGAUCGUCCUGCGGGAGAAACGGCGAGAACAGUUCAGCAACAGCAGCGGCCUGGAGGUGACCACAUCGACAGAGCAUGAACCGGACGUGAGGGCGGAGCAGCUGAAGUACGAGCUGGAGAAGAAGGACCUGGAGAUCGAGAGGCUGAAGAACGUGAUCGCUCAGUGGGAGAGUAAAUACAAGGAAGUAAAAGCGAGAAACGCACUGCUGCUGAAGAUUCUGCAGCAAGGAGAAAUGAAAGAUAAGGCUGAGAUUCUGCUGCAAGUGGAGGAGCUCCUGAACAUAAAAGAAGAGCUUUCCUCACAGGUGACUCUGUUGCACGCAUCCCUUGAACAAGAGAAGUCGAAAGUGAAGGGCCUGCAGUCAGACCAGCCCAAACACCACCAGGGGAAUAAGAAGGGCAAAAAAGCACUGGAGGCAGAUCUAUGAGACUGGAGCAGGAUGGAUCCCCCCCCCAGCCUCCCCCCCACCUCCUCCACACUCACGCCCAGUAAACGCUGUCCUACUGCGGAUACUGAUUGGUGCUCUGAAGGCUGAUCUAAUUAGAGGGGAGGGGUUUAUGGGUAAGGGGCGUGUCCUGCUGGGGGCAGUGUCAAGCUCACUGUUUCUGACUCGCAUACCUUAUCAAUAAAGCUUUCCACUUCAUCUCUCUCUUUCUGUAAUGCCAAAUGCAGGUAAUGUCAUUAGAUUUUUUUUUCCCACUGUAAAGUAAAGGGGACACUUUUCCUCUGCGUGUGUGUGUGUGUGUGCGUGUGCGUGUGCGUGUGCGUGCGCGUGCACACGUUUAGAGUGAGGGCACAGCCACAGUCAGUCAUGUUUCGGGAUAUUCUAAUUGCACUAACCUGAAACCUAAUUGCUAACAACUGCAAAGUGGUUGUGGAGUCAGUACAUUUAUAUUUUAGGUUUCAGUUGUAUAUUCUCGGGCUCCUCCUGAUAUGGUUUAUCAGGAGAUCCCAGAUUGGUCUGGUGUGCUGUGGGCAUGAUGUGUGUGGUGUGGCUGUGAUGCAGAGUUUUUUUUUACCCCAGAUACUGCACAUGGAACAUUGAUCAUCCAUAGGGAGAGACCUUUUACACUCUUAAGCCGAUCAGGGGUGAGAAAAUAAUCACAUGGAUCUGCCAGUCUGUUUGAAUCCUAACUGUACUUCCAUAAAUGCAGGAAAAGCGUAAGGGUAUUGCUACUCUUCUGUGUUUUUACUGAAAAAACAGUAAAAUGAUUUAAUGAAUUUCUGAAACAUCUGUAAACCUUAAAAGUCUGUGCUCCAACAUAAAUGACAUUGAAUACAAGUUUUAUAAUGUAAUAAAACUUUAUCAUUUA